UUUUUUAGCAGCCACCUCAUAGACUCAUUCUCUUUGCGUCUCUCUCUCUCUCUCUCUAACCCAAACAAAACACAGGGAAAACAAAAACCCACAAGCACAAUAUGGACGACAAUGUUGAGGAAUACCAGAACUAUUGGGAGACCAACAUGUUUUACCAAACUGAAGAGCUUGACAGAUCAUCACAUCAGAAAAGUUUGGAAAAUUAUGACAGUUGGGUGGAUGAGGCGAUCUCCGGUUACUAUGACUCGAGCUCCCCAGACGGGGCGGCAUCCACUGCGGCUUCCAAGAACAUCGUGUCCGAGAGGAACCGGAGGAAGAAGCUCAACGAGAGGCUAUUUGCAUUGAGGGCGGUGGUGCCCAACAUUAGCAAGAUGGAUAAGGCAUCCAUCAUCAAGGAUGCGAUUGACUACAUCCAAGAGUUGCACGAACAAGAGAGAAGGAUCCAAGCUGAGAUUCUGGAGCUCGAAUCCGGCAAGUUGCAGAAGGGCCCCGGUGGUUACGACUUUGAUCAAGAUCUUCCGGCCUACUUGAGAUCUAAGAAGAAGAGGACCGACGCGUUCUACGACUCCGGGGGCUCGCGAAUCUCCCCCAUCGAAGUCCUCGAACUGAGGAUCACACACAUGGGAGACAAGACGCUGGUGGUGAGCUUGACAUGCAGUAAAAGAACGGACACGAUGGUGAAACUGUGUGAAGUGUUCGAGUCUUUGAAGCUCAAGAUCGUCACUGCCAACAUCACUGCUUUCUCUGGCCGGCUUUUGAAGACAGUCUUCGUUGAGGCGGACGAAAAUGAGAAAGAGAAUCUGAAAAUGAAGAUCGAGACAGCCAUUGCGGCGCUUAACGACCCGCAGAGCCCUAUGAGCAUUUGAUGAAUGGCAUGAGAAAAUUGCCCCAGAAAGCUUUCUAGGAAUUGCGAGUUUUUGUGCCCCCCAUCUCUCUCUCUCUAUCUGUGUCUGUUGUCAUUGUUCCUCCGUAUUCUUGUCCGUGCCACGACGAAUGUAUUACAAGUCCAGUCAGUGUAGUCACCCAAAGUCGAGACCUACUCGUCUCUGUUGCUCAGCCUGUCUUUGCAAAAACAAAGAAAGGGAAGGCAAAGAAGUAUGUUCCGACGAUUAGAGAGUGAGUACUGUAGUUUCUUCUU
This is a messenger RNA of Rhodamnia argentea, 1138 nucleotides long. RefSeq names its product transcription factor bHLH35. Gene Ontology annotation, biological process: regulation of DNA-templated transcription. Lineage: Eukaryota; Viridiplantae; Streptophyta; Magnoliopsida; Myrtales; Myrtaceae. Gene Ontology annotation, cellular component: nucleus. Gene Ontology annotation, molecular function: DNA-binding transcription factor activity; protein dimerization activity; sequence-specific DNA binding. The record is from RefSeq and is a predicted model, not a curated record. The coding region runs from base 102 to 866 and encodes 254 amino acids. The transcript is spliced from 5 exons.